Molecule: messenger RNA, 7857 nt
Organism: Gavialis gangeticus (Gharial)
Lineage: Eukaryota; Metazoa; Chordata; Crocodylia; Gavialidae
Gene: ADD2
Product: adducin 2
Exons: 15
Coding region: 322-2526 (734 amino acids)
Biological process (GO): barbed-end actin filament capping
Cellular component (GO): cytoskeleton; plasma membrane; postsynaptic density
Molecular function (GO): actin filament binding
Source: RefSeq, a predicted model, not a curated record
UCUAAUUUUAAUGCUCCUGUCGUGAGGGUGGGUAGAAAUAAAGCUGCUUCCCCUUGCUGUGGGUGUGAGGCAGCCCUAAUUCUUCUCCAGGUGUGUAUCUAGGGAAGAUCAAGCAGCUGAAAAGUGGAAUAGCAAGCAGGCGUGGUGAAGGGAUUGCUGUAGCUGACCUGUCAAAUCAGAGAGAUGGGUAGAAAAGGUUCCUCCGAUUAGCCGAUUGGAAAGGAACAGGAGAGGAGAUUGAUCGUUGCAGAUACUGAGAAAACGGAGGCUAGAAGAUGCUCUAAGAAGGUACCAAGAAAUCAGCUCUAGACAACCAGGAAGAUGAGCAACGAAACUACCCCUGAGGCCAUCUCUUCCCCACCACCGCCUGGGCAGCGAUACUUUGACAGAUUCUCUGAAGAUGACCCCGAGUACCUACGGAUCCGGAACAUGGCGGCAGACCUCCGGCAGGACUUCAACAUGAUGGAGCAGAAGAAACGGGUCACCAUGAUCCUGCAGAGUCCGUCUUUCAGGGAGGAGCUCGAGAGCCUUAUCCAAGAGCAGAUGAAGAAAGGGAACAACUCUUCCAACAUCUGGGCCCUCCGGCAGAUCGCAGACUUCAUGGCCAGUACUGCUCCUUCUGUCUUCCCCACGUCUCCACUCAAUCUGUCCACAGUGACACCCAUCAAUGACCUCCAUGGCACCGACUCCAUGUCCUUAGUGAAAGGAGAGAGGCUCAUGAGGUGCAAGAUCAGCAGCAUCUACCGACUGCUAGACAUCUAUGGCUGGGCCCAGAUCAGCAGCACCUAUGUCACGCUGCGCGUCAGCAAAGAACAGGAUCAUUUCUUGAUCAGCCCCAAAGGCUUUUCCUGUAAUGAAGUCACAGCAUCCAGCCUGGUUAAAGUGAACAUCCUGGGUGAAGUGGUGGAGCAGGGCAGCACCAAUUUUGCAGUGGACACGCGAGGAUUCAGCUUGCACUCAGCCAUUUAUGCGGCCAGACCCGACGUGAGAUGCAUUAUCCACUUGCACACGCCUGUCACCGCUGCAGUGUCUGCCAUGAAAUGUGGUGUCCUGCCUAUAUCUCAUGAUGCAUUGCUGGUGGGCGAUAUGGUGUAUUUUGAUUUCAAUGGUGAGAUGGAAGAAGAGGCAGACAGGAUUGAGUUACAGAAGUGCCUUGGACCAACAUGCAAGAUCCUGGUGCUGCGAAAUCAUGGAGUAAUUGCUUUGGGAGAUACCGUGGAAGAAGCAUUUUAUAAAAUCUUUCACUUGCAGGCAGCUUGUGAGAUACAGGUCUCAGCCUUGUCUAGUGCUGGAGGAGCUGAGAAUCUGAUUGUGCUGGAGCGGGAGAAGUACAGACCCCACGAUAUUGGGUCAGUCCGAUGGGCUGGGAGCAUGUUUGGACCUAUGCAGAAGAGCCGCCUUGGAGAACACGAGUUUGAAGCUCUUAUGAGAAUGCUAGAUAACCUGGGUUAUAGAACAGGCUACGCGUAUCGUUACCCAUUUGUCCAGGAGAAAGCCAAACAUAAAAGUGACGUGCUAAUCCCUGCCACUGUCACAGCGUUCAUCUUUGAUGAGGAGGCUGCUCCCAUCUCCACCCUCCGACAGCAUGCUCAGAAACAACAGAAGGAGAAGACCCGCUGGCUAAACACGCCCAACACUUAUCUUCGGGUCAAUGUUGCUGAUGAGAACCAGGGAAAUGUGGGCACCCAGAGGAGCAAAACCACGUGGAUGAAGGCCGAUGAGGUGGAGAAAGGCAGCAGUGGGACCCCCAUCCGAAUUGAAAACCCCAACCAAUUUGUGCCUCUCUAUACCGACCCACAGGAAGUGCUGGAAAUGAGAAACAAGAUUCGAGAACAGAACCGCCAGGAUGUGAAAUCAGCGGGACCCCAGUCUCAGCUGCUAGCUAGCGUGAUAGCAGAGAAGAGCAGAAGUCCGUCUACAGAGAGUCAGCUGGCUUCCAAAGCAGACAUGGAGACAAAGGAUGGACUCCAGGAGGAGAUACCUGCUGAGCCAGAACCCCCCAACCCAUUCAGCCAGCUAACAGACCAGGAGCUAGAGGAAUACAAGAAAGAAGUGGAAAGAAAGGAACUGGGACUAGACGGUGAGAAAGACACCAGCGUGGAGGAAUCUCUGGCUUCUCCUGGAAAGUCUCCAUCAGCUUCCCCAGUGCAAAGCCCCACAAAGUCUCCAAUCAAGAGCCCACCCCUAUCCCCCACUAAGUCUUCAGAUGGCGAUAAAAAGGCCGACGCCAGCCAGCCGCCCAAUGACACCACCGCUGUUGUCCAAAAGGAACAGCAGGAUGCGGUGGUGGUGAACGGAAAAGAUGAUGACCAAACUGCAGAAGAAAUCCUAAGCAAAGGAAUAAGCCAGAUGACCACUAAUGCAGAUGCUGACACAGACGCCCCUAAGGACAAAACAGAGUCGAUUACCAGUGGCCCCGUGUCCCCAGAAGGCUCGCCAUCCAAAUCUCCCUCCAAGAAGAAGAAGAAAUUCCGGACCCCCUCCUUCCUGAAAAAGAGCAAAAAGAAGGAGAAGGCUGAAUCUUGAUUCCGCUCCGGGCCCCUUCCUCCUGCUCCUCCCCACCUACUCCCCUACCCACCAAGGUCACCGGAGCAGUAGAGGGAGCUCCUAACCACAGCUAACAACUGCCUCACUUCGGAUGGUUUGUGCUGAGGUAGAACCAGGCACUGAGAGACUCAGAAAGACUCUUGUGUAAUGCACAUGGAGACAAAACCUAUGCUUUGGAGGAAAUGCGGUGAAUUUUCUGGGUGCUCAUGGAGCAAGAUGUACCAUUCCCCAUUAACCUGCUGUUGACCGCUUUUUGAGGAAGUAACCAAGCUUAAAAAUGACUGUGGACCUGAUUUCUCUGCUUGAUGAGCUAGUCACAAAUUAUUUCACAAACGAUAAAUCUACUCUCUUUUUUCCCUCCCCCCAGUUCCACCUUGUCACAGCACUUAUAAUCCAAGUCGUUUCAGGUUGCGUGGGCUGAGGUCUUCCCACACGCUGCUUUCUUCACAGCACAGGUGGCCACCUUUAGAAACAGUUUUGUGUGCAGAGUUGAGAACACACCUCAUGACACAUGAUGGCACAGCCAGGAUGCACUGGAUUGAUUGGCCAAUUUUUUUCCAAGCCUUCCAAGCAGUCCCAGCUAGUCACAUGGCUGCGCUUGGUUGUGUAACUCAAAGGGUGACAGUACAAUUUCAUCCAAAUCAAAAGUGGGCAGGAUUGAUCUCCAGAGAAGCAAAGGGCAGGGGAUGAGCCCGUGACCUUUUGCUUCCUGGAUGGCAAUCUUCCGAUGAAGCCGACAAGCCAUUUUCAAAGUUUUUUUCUGCGUGGAGUGGUGACAAGAUAUCUUAGGUUUUGUUUGCUGCAGCAUGGAAUGAAAUAGGAAAUUAGGCCACUUGGAAAGGAGUAUUGACUUCUGGGGUAUAUGGAGGUCCCUGCCCAACAACAUCAAGCAAGCUUUUGUGUCCUGCCAUAAAGACCGUGGUGGAAACGGAGAGGGAGAAUGCCUUGAGAAACCAUCUGUUCUGUUUAAAACCAAGGAAACUACAGUCACUAAGUGCUACUUUGUCAGUUUGGCAUAAACUCACGCUGCCAAUCCCCCUCCUGUGAUAGCUGCUGCAGAACCGAAAAGCAUCACAAAAGGAGAAGCCUGUAGAAAAUGUGACUUUGCUCUUCCUCGCUGCAGUGCUAAUUAAUGACAACCUUGUCACACUUGGAUGGGGUUGUGACAUGGAGACUUGUUAGUGCUUUUCAUUGCAUUCACUGAUUUGGCCUGUGCUAUUCCAACCUGGUGCACUGUAGGAAGCCUCUUGGCUUGGAAGAGAAGACCAGGUUUAUUUAGUAUUUAAAAUGCUGGGGAUGCCUGAUGUGCUAAGUGCUGUACCAACACAGAACAAAAGAUCUGCCCCUAAACAAAUGAGUCACGCCCCGCUUCCCACAUCCAAACACACUUCCACUUUCUGAAUUCGUCACAGGAGAUGGAGAAGGCAUCUUUAACACCCUCCCCCCACUCCCAUUCAAGGCAACUACUCCAGUUUACUAAACUGCAGGACACUGUGUUCAAUAACAAGGUUCUUAUGAUAUUAAACAGCCAAAGCCAAAGUCCAGCUUGCAGGUUCAAAUGUGCUAGAUAUGUUUUUACCUUAGCUAAAAAAUAACACAAAAUCAAUAUACACCGCCACUCCUUUCAUUUGUGUGUUUUGGUUCUACACUGAAAUGUCAUGCUGGAUAUUGGCUUUAAUGUCAAUGCCAAUUAAAGGUCUGAUUUUCAGCCCUCGUACACUGAACUACCAUUGAAAUUAAUGGGAAUUUGGCCUGUACAGGAAGGCAAAACUGGGGUACAGUAGCCCACCUUUCACAGCAACCUUGGUUAUAGAUAUUAUUGUUAAGUUAUAUGAGCAUUAUAAAGCUGGUCACCAACUGAGAUCAGGGAGAAACUCUUCUUGGAGCUCCCAUGGGAAAGUACUGAAUUAGGUACAAUUAAAGGGUAUUUAUUCCUUCCUCUCAAAUAUCUGACAUUGUCCCCUAUUGGAGAUGGACUCCUCAUCCACACAGAUCAUUAAUCUAUUAUGGUUACGUUCCUAUGAAACAUCAAGAUUUUAUGUUCAGCACUGGUUAUGGAUGAGUUUGCAUGGAAAUGCAGAAAGGCCUGAAUGACUAAACCCGAGUUGCAUGUAGGCUGCCUUCAAAGCCACAGGGAGUUUUCCUGUGCCCCACAAACGUUUUACAAGCUUCUGCUAAAAUAGCAUGAAAGGGGCCUUACCCAAAUUCCCAGAUCUGAACAUUGUAGAGUGCCAGUGAAGCCUGGAUCUGAACCCUUCUUUUAUACCUCAAGACAAACUCAGAUAAUAGCCCUUGGGCUUGACCUUAAGCUGGAACUGAAAUUGUGUUGCUAAAUAUUAAGUAUUGAAGAGACCUGUGUCUUCCUAACCAAUGCCUCGUACAUUCAUGUUAGCCUCUGAACACCCACUGCACCUAUGGAAACUCUGAUUCUGCUAUCUUUCCAAUGAUUUUCAAGGCUGUUGGAACUUGCUGUGGCAUCAGCAUUGAAGAGCAGAAUAGAUGUCAAUGACAGUGGGAGCUGUGGGUGCUGAGAACUGUUCAGAAUGAGCCAUAUGAUGAGGCACAGAGAAGGUUUCAUUUCCAGACACAAACAUGAAGAAGCCUAACGCACCACUUUCCUUAGUACAUAACAAGACCCACGUCAGCGAGGAAGGGCCAGAGCUUCUGCUGCCUUUUAGUUUCACUGUUCUGAAAAGAUGCACUCAAGUUAAUAGGGAACAAUGACCCCCUGCAAUUACACGCUAUUCACUUACUGGUUUUUCAUUUAUAAGUUUACAUCUGCCCGCAAUAACACUUGCACCAUGUAAUCUGCCAGGCAUAAAUAACCAUGUAAUUAUCUUGAACUAUACCCCUAAUUAUCACUGCAAUUACAGAACUGAUCUAUGGUUAUUUGUUUCCUGAAAGGCGGGAGUGCAGAUCUCAGUGUGAAGCAAUGGCAGCAAUGCUUUAGGUCUCAUUUUGUCAUUGCAACCUCACCUGAGUCUUAGAGAAGGUGGUUCCUGAGUCAGGAGCAGCAUGGUGCUGUUGUGUCCCCAGACCUAUCUGAGUCCCAGAUGAAUCCCUGUUUCCUCUGUGGAACGGGGAAAGAAGACUUCUGUCCUACUGUUCAGGCAGCUUGCUUCUCUCUGCACGCUGAUUCAGCUAUGCUGCCUGCUUCACUCACUCCCUGCCCACCUGCAUUAGCAAGGAAGGAGCAGCCUGGUGGUGGCUGCAUCCCCAUAGUACAUGGCCUGGGUAUGCAAUUGCAAUAUCUAGGGCUAUCAGGGACCUUACACUGACAGGCAGCCAGGCUCAGGAUGCUAACUGGCAGGGCAUGGAGGGCUGCUGUAUUAAGAUGGGGAGAGCUUGUUUAAGUCCUCCCUUAGUCUGAAGUUCUUAUUUGCAAGUUCACACCCACGGUUAUUCAGUGAUUUGAGCAGCCACCCAGAAACGUGCUGUAACAGUUGCAGAGGACUUUUCACCCCAGGUAGUUUAGUAUACUCUGCUCCCUGGACUCCAAGGAUUUUGUUCUCACUCUUACAUUCACAGCCAGAGGCCUGCACCAUGAACCAUCCCAAAUAGGCCCCUCCUUUGUCUUGUCUUAAGCCAGUAUUUUAAAGUAGACCCAAUGCUUCCUGUUCAAAUUUGUUUGCUAGAUUUAUUAUUAUUUUUUAAUAAAAACCCUGGGCCCAAUUCAGCACUGGAAUAAGCAGGUGCAAAACAUGCCCAUCACUGUCUUACCUGAUUCUCCCCUUACCAGUGCUGUGUGAUGCUGUUGAAGCUUACGGAGUUAUUCAAACCAAAGGAAGGUAUGAAUCCAGCACCCACUAAAGUCAGUGAUUCACAGCAGGAACUCAGCAGAGGGCAGGGUGAAGCCCACUGUAUUUGCUGAGAUAUGCAUUCACUCACAAGAGGCUUGGUCCCAUCUGUGGUAGGCAGCUAAGUUUGCUGAUGCCUUGCAACAUGUCACUCCCAACAGGUUUUGGUCCAGAAGCCCACUCUAUUUAUCUUUGUCUCUAUAAAGUAUCAUGGCAUUGACCUCACACAUGUUAAAUGCCAAAUAGGACAGGAAAAUAAAUGUGUGUCACCUGGGAUUGUAGUUGCACGAUGGUACAUGCAUUGGCACAGCUUGAUUCGGAGAUAAAAUCCAGGCGUUUUCUGAACUUUUGGGGCCUGUGACCCCGCUCCUAGGUUUAUGACACCACUCCCAGUCAGCGUGCAACCUCUUAUCUUCCCAAUUGCACUUCUAUGGGGCUCGUGACCUCACUUGUAUGUGCCAUGACCCUGAUUGGGGUUGUGAUCCUCAGCUUGGGAAUUACUGAUCUAGACGCCAGCUGUGCUGUGGAAACAUGUCACAGGAAAUCAGUGCUCUCCCACACACAACCAUGCAAGUCCUAGGUAAGAGCAACUCUGCAAAGAAAUCAUUGCAGGGGGAAUGGUGCAAUGAGAAAAAUGGCAGCAGCAGGGUGGCUACCGCAAUGGAAACAGGUGACAGCUUAUAGCAGUGGAUAUCCCAAAUGGCAUCAGAUUUCCCUUUCUGAUUGAUGGGUGAGCCUGCCUCCAUCCUUCUGGUUUGAAAAUGCAGCUCUUUAUGCUUUGCCUCUCACAGCAGAUGGGCUGAGGGCAACAAUUCACUCGCAUGUGGAGGAGCCCAGGGGAGCCUGCCCAGUGUACAAAUGAUAACCAAACUAAGUAUGGUACAAUGUUCUAUAUAGCAGUUGGGCUGUUAAAGUGAACUGUCUGUGUCUGACAAUCGUUGCUUGAAAGUGCUCUAUCAUGUCUCCGUCUGUAAAUAUGACCCUGUGUUUGGCCUUUUGCUAGUAUUGUGAAGUUUACCGUUGGGUUCUGGUGUAAAUAACUUUCUUGCUACCUAGGCUCUGGUAACCUGUAUCUGUGCAUUACUACUUGAAAGCCUCUAUUUUUUUGCUGUGGGUCUACUCUUUUCUCCACACAUGGGGACAUCCAGAUUUUGGGUUUCCAUUGCCGUUUUCGAGUUAUCUUUUCUUUUCUUUUUACUCUGUAUCAGUUUUGGCUUGUAACCUUCGGGUGCCCGUCCCGCUGGCUUCACACAGACCCUCCCAGCGGGACCUGGGAGACUUUUGGCCCCGCGGGGUGGGAGUCCUGCUAGGAUUGCAUGUCCCUGCAUCCAGACAACUGUAUUACGCUCUUCGUGGCUGAGUGGAUAUUCCUGUAUCGAAGCAACCCUGGGGCCAAGCUCUCUCUGGGGGCCAAGCGAGCUGCCCCCAGGGUCAGGACCAGAGGCUUGUUGUCCCCUUGCUAUCCCCCUUUUGAGAACAGCAGCAAACAGAAUAAACUUUCACGGUAACACUC